AGGCUUCACUACCCCCGCCCCGCCCCUCAUAGUGGCACUCUCGCCAUCUUACCCCCCCUUCCAGCCUAGCUCAGUCACCUUUUCCCUUUCUACAAUCUUUGCCCCCCACUCCCUGCCCCCUGCCCGUCGUGUCCCGGGGCCGCCGCCGCAGACACCGCGCCAUCUCUGUCCCCUCUCAUUCUCCACGCGGGACGCGCAGCCGUGCCUCCACGUGUCUUAAGCAGAGAUGAAUAAUACUGCAGCUAGCCCGAUGUCUACUGCCACUUCAAGUAGUGGAAGGAAUGCUGGGAAGACCAUCAGCUUCGCCGCCGAGCUGCAGAGCAUGAUGUUUUCUUUAGGUGAUGCUAGGAGGCCUCUCCAUGAAACAGCAGUUUUGGUAGAAGAUGUGGUUCACACACAACUAAUUAACCUGUUACAGCAAGCUGCAGAAGUCUCUCAGCUUCGGGGAGCAAGAGUGAUCUCUGCUGAAGAUCUUCUGUUCUUGAUGAGAAAAGAUAAGAAAAAACUUAGAAGACUUCUAAAGUACAUGUUCAUCCGAGACUACAAGUCAAAGAUCAUCAAAGGCAUUGACGAGGAUGACCUCCUGGAAGAAAAACUGAGUGGCAGCAGCGGUACAAACAAGAGACAAAAGAUUGCUCAGGACUUGAUCAACUCUAUUGACCAGACAGGAGAGCUUCUGGCAAUGUUUGAAGACAACGAACUCGAUGAUGUUAAACAGGAAAGAAUGGAGAGAGCAGAAAGACAGACUCGAACUAUGGAUUCGGCUCAGUAUGCAGAGUUCUGUGAAAGCCGACAGUUAAGUUUCUCCAAAAAAGCGUCCAAAUUUCGAGACUGGCUGGACUGCAGCAGCAUGGAGAUAAAGCCCAAUGUUAUAGCUAUGGAGAUCCUGGCGUAUCUGGCGUAUGAGACAGUGGCCCAGUUGGUGGAUCUGGCUCUUCUUGUGAGGCAAGAUAUGGUAUCUAAGGCAGGGGAUCCCUUCAGCCAUGCCAUUUCUGCAACCUUCAUUCAGUACCACAAUUCUGCUGAGGGGUCCUCCUGUUUGAAGUCCAGCCCAGACUCUCCUGAGAACACACCUCCUCCUACACCAACAGCUCCCUCUUCUGGGUCCCAGCAUGCAGGUAGAGCUGCGUCUGGCUCCCUGGGGAACGGGAGCACAGGACAAGACUCUGCCAAAACCAAGCAGAGGAAGAGGAAAAAGAGCACUGCGGCCUGUGGUGUCGAGGCUCACAGCGAUGCCAUCCAGCCCUGCCACAUCAGAGAGGCCAUUCGACGCUACGGCCACAAGAUUGGCCCUCUCUCCCCAUUCACAAUUUCUUUGUCUUUGACAGAGUGCCUACCGAAGGAGUGGGACGGCUUUCCUGGCCUGCUGAGGGGACCAUGGCUGUGCCUGCCUUGAAGAGGGAGUGGCUCACCGAGGCCAUUCUUCUCUGUCCUGACUGAAAAUAAAAUAAGAUUUUACCUUCUCCUGCCCUCGGGAGUGGCCUGCUUUGUUUCUGACUCUCACCCGCCUGACUGCAGCUCGCCCCAGCUCCUCAGCCUUGUUUACUGAAUGGGCCCUUGCCUAAUUAAUGGCAGGAUGUUGGGAAUGCUGUGUAGGUGGACAAGAAUGCACAACACACAAUUUUGAAUUUUGAAUUUGGCAUGGAUUUGCUGCCCUCAGCUCAUAAAUCUUAAAAGCGGUGUUGUGCACUUUUUUUCCUCAGUGUUUAGUCUGCAUUUUAUAUGAUGCAUUUUUAUGAUUCAGAUUUGGGACAAAAGAGACAAAACUGAAAUGAGUCAGUGUACCCUUCCCACUGACCCACCAACUGUGCUCUCCAACACUGUUGAUUGUCUCUGUGUGUGUUUUAGAAACAUGGUUACUUUAUAAACAUACACGCAUCAGAGAUUCUCCUGGUAGGACAAGCCACCUGUUUCCCUCCUCUCCCAUCACCUCAGUCACUGAAGAGAUCGUCUUCACGCACACACGCGCGCACACACACAUGCACACGCACGCGCACACACACAGCUUCCAUGGGCUUUCAUAGCACAGUUAAACAUUGGGGCAUGAGGAUCCUAAUCCCUCCAGAGUUCUCCCCCUGACGGGGACUCCAGUGGAUGUGCUGCUUGCUGGGAGCUGCCGAGCUGCCCUCUGGCAUCUGUGUUUUCUCUAGUAAAUGAGGACGGGUAACUCUUGGGAACAAAUAAAAAUACAGCAGAUGCAACGGUACAGUUCCUGUUAAAUAUGAAUCAUAAAGGAGGAAGUUAUGUCUUUAAUUCUCUAAGUGUUCUGUAAGAGAGAGAAACGAGCAGAAGUUUUCUGUGUGAGCAAACCGUUCUGAGCCUCAGUGAGCUAUACCCUGCUGUGCCCUGCUGUCCCAUGCUGUUCACCGCUGUGGUUUACCUGAUGUGUAGUAACCAUUUUCAGGAAAAAGGAUGUGCAUGUUACAAAAAAAUUGCAGAUAUUUAAUAUCAAACUUUGCUGAAGGGUUUUGAUGUCCCACCGGUGCCUAUCAAAAAGUAUGAUUACGCUUUUUCUUUUUAUCGCCUCCCUGAGUCCCCUUGGCGUCCCUAAUCAUGGAAAAUUAUAACCCUGCAGUAAACAUCCUUGCUCUGGAAA
Molecule: messenger RNA, 2596 nt
Organism: Rattus rattus (black rat)
Lineage: Eukaryota; Metazoa; Chordata; Mammalia; Rodentia; Muridae
Gene: Supt3h
Product: SPT3 homolog, SAGA and STAGA complex component
Exons: 12
Coding region: 227-1396 (389 amino acids)
Biological process (GO): transcription by RNA polymerase II
Molecular function (GO): protein heterodimerization activity; transcription coactivator activity
Source: RefSeq, a predicted model, not a curated record